Messenger RNA from Parascedosporium putredinis, 1251 nucleotides. Lineage: Eukaryota; Fungi; Ascomycota; Sordariomycetes; Microascales; Microascaceae. The record is from the annotation of a GenBank genome assembly.
AUGUCCGCAAAUGCCCUCCUCCACAAGCCCAUCCGUCCCCUACGACCCGCCUUGGCUCAGGUUCGGCCCCGGCAAGACGUCCUGAUUCACUGUCAAUGCCGUUGCGCCUUCCUCACGCUUAGAAUCCCGAACCUUCGAGAAGGGCUCCAGGUUCGGCGCGCGCAUAGCUUCCCCGCACGCGGUGACUUGACUUUCACCAGACGGCAGGCACCAUCUGAGAAGAAUCUCCCGUCAGCCAUGGACCGCGAUCUCAACACCACAACGGAGGGCGCCUCCCUCACGUCCUCAGCCGCACUAAUCUCGGCGCAAAGGUCCAAUGUUUCCAAAAUGGGAGACGACGCGCGCGCGCCCAAGCCUCAGGCGGAUGCAUCUAGAACCACCGCGCACGGAAGAAGGCGAAGGCGGGGCCCACCCAACCCCGUCCUCCGCAGCCAAGGCCAAGAUCAAGCCAUCCCCAAGGCCCCGCGAGCCGACCAACUCCGGCUCCAAAAGACCAGCAAGAAGCAAGCCAACCCGGAUCCCAGCCGCCCCUUCCCCUCCCCUCCCCGCCCGGGCGCCCCCGCCACCGUGCCCCCAAGCUUCUCCUCCUACAUCACCCAGGCAAACCUCCCGCCCGUCGUCGCCGCCACGCGGCAGAACCUCCUCGUCAUCCUCGAUCUCAACGGCACCCUCCUCUACCGCCCCAAGGCCUCCAAACAGCCCACCAACUUUAUCCCCCGCCCCUGGGCCGUCGAGUUCGUCACCUGCUGCGUCGAAUCCUUCACCACCAUGAUUUGGUCGUCGGCCCAGCCCCGCAACGUCCAGGCCAUGGUCACCAAUCUCCUCCCCGCCAACGUACGGUCCCGCCUCGCUGCCGUUUGGGACAGAGAUCGCUUCGGCCUCGAUCCCCGGUCCUACUACAACAAGGUCGUUUGUUACAAGCGCCUCGAAGUCGCCUGGUCCGAUCGUGUCAUCGCCCGGGCGUAUCCCCAUCGCUCAAAUAGCUGUGGCGACAAUGGCGCGGAAACGGGCCCAAACCGCUGGUCGCAGACAAACACCAUUCUGAUUGAUGAUUCACCAGAAAAGGCGACGUCGGAGCCGCACAAUCAUGUAGAGGUCCCUAGCUUCGUAAAAGACCAACCUGAGCUUGACGUCCUGCGCCAGGUUUACGAAUACUUGAACAAUCUCGCAUAUCAACAAGAUGUCAGCCGCUAUAUGCGGCAAAGCCCCUUCCGGGUCCAGAUGGAGGACCGUCGUGGACAUGAUACUUAG